UCAUUGGGGACUGAUCAUGGCUACCUCAACAGUCAUUCUGCUUGUUCUUCUCCUGGGGACGCUAAACACAAUCCAGUGUCAGUAUGAAGAGACAAAAUCAGAGGAUGUUGAAGAGGGUGGCCCACUUGACAAUUUCUCAGAGGAGGAUAACAUAGUGUCCAAUCUGAUUGAAAGGGCUGCUGACAAGAAGGAAGACGAUAUCCCUGAGGAGGAGAAGUACACCGUGUCUGCUCUGAUUGAAAGGGCCAGCAAGAAUGCAGGGCAAGCGCUUGAUGACCCAGAGAUCACAGAGGGUGAUAUCGCAGUGUACACUGGGUUCCAGAACGCUGACCCCUGCACCUCGCGUGGCUGCAAGUGGCCUCGUGCCCGGGACGGCUUAGUCUACGUGCCUUACUACAUCUCCAACCAGUACUCGUCCCGUGAAAGAGCCACCAUUGAGAGGGGCCUGCAGUCUUUUUCCCAGUCCACCUGUAUCCGCUUCCGACGACGCACAAGGGAGAGAGACUAUGUGCACAUCCAGUCACGCUCAGGGUGCUGGUCCUACGUGGGGCGUAGAGGUGGAGGACAGAUUGUGUCACUGGCUCGACGAGGGUGUGUGUACCACCAGGUGAUCCAGCAUGAGCUCCUGCACGCCCUGGGCUUCAAUCACGAGCAGACCCGCAGUGACCGUGACCGAUAUGUCCGUAUUUACUACCAGAACAUCCUCAGAGGACAAGAGCACAACUUCAGAAAGAUUAACACCAACAACCUGGGCACCCCCUAUGACUACGGCUCAGUCAUGCAUUACGGAAGGUAUGCCUUCUCCGCAAACCGGCAGCCCACUAUUGUCCCCAUUCCCAACGCCAAUGUGCAGAUCGGAAGAGCCACCCAGAUGAGCCGCAUGGACAUCCUGCGGGUCAAACGUCUCUAUGGAUGCAGUAUGUAGCACCAUUGCUCACUCCAUAGCCUGUCCAACGCCUCUAUGGAUGCAGAUAAGUUGGGCUGUUGCUGACAAGACCCCAGACCGCAAAUCAAAAGAAGAACUGGCUUUCCCGCUCAAUUGAAAUGAAGGAAAUGUUUGAAAAAAAAGGAAGUUUGAUUGUGUUCCCUUCUAACAAGACUGUUUUGUUAUAGUACUACAAGUUUAUAUCAACCCAAACCCUUGACUGUACACAAUGAGUAAAUUCUUAAGCUUCCAUGUUUAAACCAAUAAAAUUGGGCAGCGUGAAACAGUUGAA
This is a messenger RNA of Alosa sapidissima (American shad), 1217 nucleotides long. RefSeq names its product high choriolytic enzyme 1-like. The record is from RefSeq and is a predicted model, not a curated record. The transcript has 10 exons. Gene Ontology annotation, molecular function: zinc ion binding; metalloendopeptidase activity. Gene Ontology annotation, biological process: proteolysis. NCBI's taxonomy places the organism in Eukaryota, Metazoa, Chordata, Actinopteri, Clupeiformes, Clupeidae. The coding region runs from base 17 to 925 and encodes 302 amino acids.